AUGGCGCAUUACAACUUGCCAGUUGACACAGUCCCGGGGACAGUCCACCUCGUGGACAUCGAGCAUACCAUGCAUACCCGACACGCUGGAUCCGGGAACAAGGACAUUGUUCUAGUACCCACUCCGUCGAACGAUCCCGAUGAUCCCCUGAACUGGUCGCCUAAGCGAAAGCUCAUGUCGACUGUCACAGUCAAUAUUUACACCUUGGUGGUUGGCAUUGCCAACUCUGUGGUCUAUUCGGUGCUUGUUCCGCUUUCUGAUGCUUCGGGAGUCUCCAUCAGUACCCUGAACCAAGGCACGGGGUAUCUGUUUCUGCUUGCUGGCUGGGGUUUGCUUUUCUGGCAACCUUUCGCCUUGCGUUAUGGCAAGCGACUGACGUACCUCCUCUCCAUCUGCGGCACCAUCGGUUGCACAAUGUGGGGGCCGUACGCCCGUGGCAACGGGGUGUGGAUUGCAAAGAACGUAUUGGGAGGAUUUUUUGCUGCCCCCAUCGAGGCCCUUCCUGAGAUUUCCGUGACAGAUGUGUACUUCCAGCACCAGCGAGGAACAUACAUGGGCAUCUAUGCGUUCUUUCUCGCCGGGAGCAACUAUUUCGCCCCGGUGAUCUGUGGCUUCAUCGCUGAUGACCAAGGCUGGAAAUGGGUUUUUUACUGGCCGACCAUCUUCCUUGGCGUGGCUCUGAUCUUUUGCUUCUUCUUCAUGGAAGAGACGAACUACACAAGAUCAACAGUCGGUAUCGUCGAGACCUUGAGUGGCAGUCAGACGCCCGUCUCUGGCACGAAAGACGAGAAAGCGACAGAAAAGACACCAGACGUUGUCAACGAACCUACCAUCAAUGUUGAGAGCGGCGCCGUGGUAUACGGCAGCAAUAAAACCUACCUACAAAGGAUGUCGCUUUGGCAACCCUCUCCUGGGGAACCGAUGUGGACAAGAGCCUUUAGAUCGUUGAAAUACCUGGGCUGGCCUGUGAUAUUCUAUGCUGGGUUUAGCUAUGGCAGUUAUCUUAUCUGGUUCAACGUUCUGAAUGCAACUGCAAGCAUCAUUCUAGGUGGUCCACCCUACAAUUUCAAAGCCUCCAUGGUUGGACUUUCAUACGUCAGCACAUGCUUGGGCGUCAUCGUCGGAUGUUUCUUUACUGGCCGGUUCAGCGACUGGCUCACUAUCAGACUUGCGCGUCGCAACAAUGGCAUCAUGGAACCGGAACAGCGUCUCUGGCCUUUUGCAGCUUGCAUCAUCGUUGUCCCUGCAUCCCUUAUUCUCUGGGGCGUCGGUGCUGCUCAUCACGUCCAUUGGUUUGGGUUGAUUUUCGCCAUGGGCACUCUUGCCGCUUCGACUUGCUUCGGGAUCACGCUCAGCGUCAACUAUCUUAUCGACACGUACCAUGAAAUCAGCGCAGAUGCGAUGACGACGGUGAUCUUGGUUCGUAACACCAUGUCUUUUGCCAUCGGCUACGGAAUUACCCCUUGGCUGGACAAUCUCGGUCUGCAAAAUUGCUUUAUCUCAGCUGCGUUCAUUGGCAUGGCAGCUUCGUCAGUGUUUCUGUUCAUGAUUUUCUUUGGCAAGAGCUUCCGGGAGCGGAGCCGGGUCAAGUACUGGAACUUGGUUGCGGAAUUGAUGGCAAAGAGCAACGUGACCCUUUGA
Fonsecaea multimorphosa CBS 102226 is the source of this 1641-nucleotide messenger RNA. RefSeq lists its product as uncharacterized. The transcript has 4 exons. The record is from RefSeq and is a predicted model, not a curated record. Gene Ontology annotation, molecular function: transmembrane transporter activity. Gene Ontology annotation, biological process: transmembrane transport. NCBI's taxonomy places the organism in Eukaryota, Fungi, Ascomycota, Eurotiomycetes, Chaetothyriales, Herpotrichiellaceae. Bases 1 to 1641 code for a protein of 546 amino acids.